Molecule: messenger RNA, 3782 nt
Organism: Phacochoerus africanus (Common warthog)
Lineage: Eukaryota; Metazoa; Chordata; Mammalia; Artiodactyla; Suidae
Gene: MTCP1
Product: mature T cell proliferation 1
Exons: 4
Coding region: 3312-3635 (107 amino acids)
Biological process (GO): positive regulation of peptidyl-serine phosphorylation
Molecular function (GO): protein serine/threonine kinase activator activity
Source: RefSeq, a predicted model, not a curated record
UUUUUUUAAGAAGACACAAAAUAAUUGAUUCUGUAAAUGAAAAAUAAUGGUUUUACUUACAUUACCUACCUAAGGAAGCCCUUCUGUGUUUAUCAUCUACUUAAAACAUAGUUUACAAAAUGCCUUACUAAUAAAUAUUCGACCUAGGCCAGUGUGCUCCCUGGCCGUGGCGGUAACCCCAUGGGGACAAUCUCUUUUAGUGCAUUCAUGGGUAAUAAAGCUAUGUAAACACCUUUAUGAAUCCAUUUGAAUUUGCAGCUGGUAGUAUUCCUUGAGUGGAACAGGUUUAUGUUCUGUGUAUUGUACCUUGUACCUAAGUUCAUCUUGAGGUUUUAAGAGAUUCAUCUCAUUUCACGAGGUCCUGAAUUUUGUGCACAAGUACAAUAUGCAAAAAAAAAAAAAAAAAAGUUCUCCAGUCAAAUAAAUUUGGGAAAUGUUAAAAUAAACUUUCUUUACUGCAUAACUUGCCAGAGUUUUACUAUGCUUAUGUGCUCUGUGAUUCUACAAGAUCCCAAACUUAUUUGACCAAGGAAAAAGUUAGGGGCAAAUAUUCUAAGAAUCACAUGUAGGGAAACUGUGUUCUGGACAUACAACCUGUGAUUUCGUGGGCUUUGAUCGUAAUCCCUCUCACGCAGCUGGUCCUUUCUCUGCUGAGAAUGGUGUUGAUUCACGCUCACAGGGGAGCUUCUCCGUCCCCGGAUGGCUGCAGCUGCCUUUCGCUGGGCCCGCACGCAGUCUCCGAGUGGCAGCGCACGCAAGGCCGCGGUUGUGCGCUGGGCUUUGUUCCCAGGCUCGCCCUGCUGGUGCUCAGCAUGUUGACCUUUGGGUCACACCAGCACAUCACACGGCUUUUCUUCGGAGAAUAUUUUGUAGUGACUCAUAGGCCGCUUUGUAGUGAUUCAUACUAACGCAGACCAUCAGCUCCAGUGUGUUUGCCCUGAAUUCCACUGGCCUUAUUUCCUUUUCAUGUCAGUAUAACCAGGAAGAUUUUGCUUUUCAUUCAAAACCUAUUUAAAUACCCCUGUGCUGGUUGUCAGUAGGACCUGUCUGUGAAUUUGAGAUGCUCCUUAAAGCCUUAACACUUGGUUUCUACUUUGAAAGGUGAGGGGCACACUUAUUUCUUUUGUACUCAAAAUUCAGACUUUAAUUUGUCUUAUUUUGACAUUAGUAUUUACUGGGUUUUUGUUUGUAUCUCUCCUUUCCAAGGCUCAGGGGAGGACAAGAGGCUGAACAAUUGUAUCUGCUAAAUGGGAAAAAAAAAUGGCUUCGAGACAAUAACCUAUAGCUAUGUAACAUACCUAGAGAAUUGAUCUCUCCCCGUGCCGUGUGGCUUUUGUCUCCCCUCUCUACCCAGCAGACACAGCCAUCCCCUCACAGCAACACCGCACGACUCAGAUCUGAGACUUAGGGCGCCCCGGCACUCAUAAUACUGCGCUGGAGGGGGAGAGGUGACAGGACGUGAGAUAAGCAGAGCCAGAUACGAAGCAGUUUGGAAUGAGAGCCCCAAAGGCGAAGUUUACCUUAGACAGAAACGCGACCCCAGUCAUAAGAGGCGAGUUCUUCCAGAGCAGGCGGGCACCUUCACUGUCCUGAUGGUACCGGCAUAGGCAGGCCUGGGGAGGCCUUUGGGAGCAAGAUACGGAGCUGGCCACGGGAGCCUGGUGUCCCGGGAAAGCUUGUCUCCAAUUCGGUGGUAGUGGGCUUGCGGCCCUUGCUGACAGAUGGGAUGGGCAACGGAAGCAAGGAACGAGCCCGUGGUAACUCAGACGUUUGGAGUCUGCAGGAUCAGGAGAGGCUGUGCUGCCGCUGAGAGAAAAUCAGGAUCUGGAUAAGGCGCAGGGCUUCCACGUUAGGUGAGUCGGAAAUGAGAGAGCCCUGUAAGACCAGAGCUGACGGUGGGCUCAGAGUCCGAUCCGCUCAAGGUACAAUGGGCGAAGCAGCUGUGAUGCUCGGAAAUUAUUCCCUACGCUCCAACUAUUUCUUAAGCCUAGAAAAGAAAGACUUGCCUUUUAGGGACAGUAAAGGAACGGUGUUAAGGAAAAACAACAAGUCAGACUCCGUUGUUCUUGAAAAGAGGGCUUGGUUUCGCUCGGUUGUUCUCUCUGGCAUCCUACUGUGUUCUGGCAUCUCCUUUGCGCUUGACGGUCUCGCUUUGAGGGUUUAACAAGCUCCCAAGCUGUGGCGCAAUUCCGCUCCUACCUAAUGGGCACCUAAUGGGCGUAGGAGGCCUUUGUUUUGUGGAGCAGAUCCCCGUGGAGCUGUGCUCUGCCGAGUGGGGAAUCCAAGGACGCCACGCGGCGCUGCUGGGCCCGAAAGACCUGCUCCUUUAAAACCCAGGUCGAGUCGUUGUGAGAUCAGGGCUGGGCGGGGGAGUCCUUAGGGGUUAGAGCUGAGUCUGCCUUAGGGAAAGAGUUUGCCCAGAAGGUGUGCGGCCCUUAUCCCCAUGGAGGGCACAGGGGCUUCUUGGCUGGCCUUGUGACGUGGGAAGCCAGAGCAUAAGCCCACGCCUCUGUGGACACAGGGGCUCCUGCCACUUCCGGAAGCGUAUCAUUAAAAUGCAGCGAGGAAUUUCUCCUGUGCUCUCGCUCGGCUCUGACUCAUCGUGAUCCCCAGAGUCUCUUGCAACUGAAGAAUGAUUCCAUGAUGCUACCGAAAGCGCUUUCCCUAAAAUGAAAGCCCCCUUCUGGAAAUGCCUGCCCCCCCCCCCAAGGAACCUUUCUGAGUAAACUGAUGACUAGGUGCUUUGCCCUUAAAACACACCUCUCACUUCACCUUAGACAAGCCACGCGCAGCGGGAGGCCCCGACUUGACCUUCACAGUCUUGCCUUUGCAAAUGCCAAGCGCUUGGAAGGCAGGGGCUUUUCCCUGGCGAAUAGGGCCUGCAUGUGUUGUCUGGGGUACUGCCUUCCCACCCGAAUGAGCGUGCCCUUGUGCCCACUCCCGUGCAAAUUCCGUUGCUAACUCCAGGUUGCCCGGUGCUGCCCGGCUUCUGAUAGUGCUAGGCCUGCGUUUCCACAGAACUCCUCGCCGAGCGGAGUUCUUGAGUGCUUCGCGGUCAACAGCAUCACCUGAGGUUCUGCCCGAGGGUCCCUUCAGUGUCUGGCAGGGAGCCUCUGGUGCCCUCGGUUCCGUUUAGGCUGUGCAAGUAGACAUUUGCGAGGUUUGGUUCUAGGUGGCGGUUGCUAGGACCAGGUCACCUUGCUCACUGGUGAGUUCGUUCAAACCCAAACAGUCACACCUGUGUCCUGUGCGCGGGUGCUGCAGGCUUAGGUGGAGAAAAGCAGGGCUAGAAUUGGAAUCCAAAGCCCAGCAUGGCAGGAGAGGAUGUGGGGGCUCCACCCGAUCACCUCUGGGUUCACCAAGAGGGUAUCUACCGCGACGAAUACCAGCGCACGUGGGUGGCCGUCGUGGAAGAGGAGACGAGUUUCCUAAGGGCCCGAGUUCAGCAAGUUCAGGUUCCUUUAGGUGACGCCGCCAGGCCAAGUCACCUUCUUACCUCCCAGCUACCUCUCAUGUGGCAACUCUACCCUGAGGAGCGCUACAUGGAUAACAACUCUCGCUUGUGGCAGAUCCAGCAUCACUUAAUGGUCAGGGGAGUACAGGAGCUGUUGCUUAAGCUUUUGCCUGAUGAUUAAUCUGGUGCUGGGAUCUGGGAAGAUAAGCCCCUCUGCUCUGUUCAGUACAUGGCAGUCACGUCAUCCGUCCCUGCAGUGCACCCCCCCGUGGGCCUGGGGGGAGGGAGGGGGUUGAAAAACUGUUCAAGAACACGGAAGUUUAGGAAG